Messenger RNA from Hypoxylon fragiforme, 364 nucleotides. RefSeq lists its product as uncharacterized. NCBI's taxonomy places the organism in Eukaryota, Fungi, Ascomycota, Sordariomycetes, Xylariales, Hypoxylaceae. The record is from RefSeq and is a predicted model, not a curated record. The transcript has 2 exons. The coding region runs from base 104 to 307 and encodes 67 amino acids.
CAGUGUAAGCUGUAAAUAUUCCCGAUCUCGCAACAAGUCGAAAACGCGCGCGCGCAACGGAGACAAACAAUCCUAGAAUCUUGGCAGCUGACUUCCUCUUUGGAUGAUCAGCGUUAUACCCAGGCCGGUGUACACUAGGUUGGCAGCUGGUUGGGUAACUACUACAUAUGGAUGCUCGUACGCAUUACAUACCGGUAUACUUUGGGCUUGCGGCUACAAUUUUGUUCGUCCCUUGCCUCGGGAUCUGGCUUGGGAUUCAGUCCUGAUAGAGAGCUUUUUUUUUUUUUUUUUUAAUUUGGCAUCGUAGGAACGUCGUGUCUCGGGACCGAAAAGCUUGAUCACGGAUUUAAAAACAAUAUGGGAA